AGCCCCACCCACCCGAACGCGAGAGACCAACGAGAGCUGGGGGCCGUGCCAUGUGCCCUGCCUCUCGCUGAGGCGCAUGAACCGCACGCCAUGGGCAGCGGGUGCUUCAAAGCUUCAGCCUACGAGCCUUUGGUGGCACUGGACGAGCAGCCCCCCGGCCCGCCGGAGCUGCAGUUGCGGCUCAGCCCUGUGCUUCGCGCAUCAACGCGACCAGGAAAGUGCAGUGUCCAGGAGUUGGACGUGGUCCUGCAGUGCCUGGAAGGCCCAGAGGGGCAGGCCGAAUACCUGGUUCACUGGGCAGCCCGGCAGACCCCAAAGGCUCGCAGCGGCCUGGUAGCCUUGCUCCAGCGGGCCCUCGGACGGGUCUUCAGGCCGUGCGCCCUGGCGGCCGCAGAGGCGCUGAAGGGCAAGGAGGAGGGCGCGGAGGGCGUGGAGCUGGGGAAGCUUGCAGCACUCUGCGAGGAUGCGCUGAGGCUCGGCCAGGCCUUGCGGUCCUCCACCGCGUGCGCGUGCAAAGUGCUGAGCGCGGUCGCCCACAUGCCCGGCGCCGGGCCUCCAUCCGAGUACGUGGUGCAGGACCUGGACAGCAUCGUGCUGCUCUUCCAGCGCGCCUUCAUCGGGCAGCGGGCCAACGCUGCCAAGCAGCUGCAUCAGCUGCGCGAGCUUGAAGCAGAGACUGGCCUGCCGCCAGUGCAGGAGCAUUUGGCCCUGCUGGGGGGUCAGGCCAAAGGCCUGCUGCUGGGCAUGCUACUGGUGCCGGAGGAUAAACCUCCUUGCACCGUCGUCUUAGCGCGUGAAGGUGGGCUGGCCGACGUCGCGGGCCAACUGCCGGAGUCGCACACCAGCAUCCUUCUCCCAUAUUUCGAGGAUGCCACCGGCACCAAGACGGUGCAGGGCCGGCGCGUGGAGGGCGGCGAGGGCCACGGGCUCCGGAAGGAGUUUUUCACUGCCAUGUCUGCAGACGCCCAACGGCGCUGGGGCAGGCUGUCGGUCGCCUCGGAUGCAUUUCUCGCACCAGGCCUGGUGGUUUGCACGGGGAACCGCAUCAAGCUGCAGGCCCUCGAGGCUCCAGUGUCGGAGCUGCAUCAGCUGCUGAUGGCGGCCAGCAACGGGGACCGGUUGAAGCUGAUAUUCGGUACCGGACAAGAGUGUGAACGCAUUGUCACCGGCAGCAUGCCCAUGCCGGGUGGGGGCUCUUCUGUCACCGUGGACAAAGCCUUCGAGGAGAACUGGGCGGAGUUGACUCUGCAGAGGUGCGAGGUUCAGAAGCCGGCGCUGCCGCUCUUCGAGUUUCACCGUGGCACAGGCCAGCAGUGGUUCUCAUCCCACGGGAACUCCCUGCACGACGACCUUCGGGGUGAGAGCCUCGCAGUACGGUACCGCACCUUCGGGAAGUUGCUGGCGCUGGCGGUGGCGAACCAUUGCAAGCUCGCCUUUGCGCUGCCUCUGUUGUUCUUCCAAUUCCUCCUGCAGCGAGACCGCACGGCCAAGCUCGACGACCUGAAAGGCUUCGACAACGCCCUGCAUGCCUCGCUGAGGAAGGUCCUCAAGAUGAAGCCAGCGCAGUUCAAGCAGAUCAAGGAGCUGGAAGGGCGAUCAGACUUGACCCGGGAGGACUAUGUAGCAGAGCAGGUGAAGGCCAUCCUGUGUCCGGAGGGGCUGGACGAGGUGCGUCGGGGCUUCUGGAGCGUGGUGCGCCCGGAAGUUCUGCAGGACAUCACGCCGCCGGAACUGCGGCAGAUUGUUUGCCCCACGGUGCCUGUGCGCGAGGACAUGAGCGUCCGGCAGAUUUUCCGGGUGGUCUUUGAGGAUGACGUCAGCGAUAGCCAGCCGCUCGUAGAGGCACUCUAUGCCGUGCUGGACGGGCUCUCCAAGACUGACAAGAAGAAGUUUCUGAUGUUUGUCACGGGCAUCGAGGUGCCUCCGGAGCCUGGCACCGAGCAGCUGACGGUGCAGAUGCCAUUCAGCGCCUUCUCCAAGGACGAGCAUGUGGAGAUGCUGGGCAAGCUUCCUCAGGCGCACACCUGUACGAAUACCCUGGAGUUGCCCAAUUACUACGAGUCCUUGCAGGAGUCGGGGCGCUACGAGCCGCAGGAGGGCAAAGCAAGCCGGGCGCUCAUGACGGAGCUCAAGAGUAUGCUGAAGGAAAGGCUUUGCACGGCCAUCAAUGAGACAGACAGCUACGAGCUCGAUGCGACCGGCGCUGGCGAGCGCUGUAGCACGCCCCUGGUGGUGCCACCGCCCCCUGGCCCUUGGGCCGGCCCCAGGCCGGUGACGCCCAGCUUCAGCAAGCCGCAGCCGCCCGCGCUGGAGCUCUCCAAGGACACGAGUCGCGAGACCGACAGCAGCACCAGCCCCAGUACCAUGACGCGGCUGCGUGUGAAGGAUUCGUUGGAAAGAGGCAGCAGUGACACGGAUAGUGGAAACCAGCAGUUGAGCUCACGCAGCAUGCAGUCGCUUCGCAGCGAUAUGGUGCAAGCUGAGCCCUCGAGUACCAGACGCAUGGACGUGGACUCCUUGCUUGCCUCCUUGGAGGAGGAGACGGUCAGCCGCCAUUCGCCAUCACCUGAAAGGCCGAAGCGGAUGCAAGACGUGGAUAGUUUGCUGGAAGACUUAGACGCAGCUCUGAUGACUUGACGCUGUGACGUUCUGAAUUUGCACGUGCCUGCCUUGCGUAGAUUUGGCCGGGGACAAGUGGCCGCUUGCGAUUUUUAGAAGGAGAGAGGCCGAUAAGAUGCCUCGAGGCCAUGAUUUCGAUGCUCGC
This is a messenger RNA of Effrenium voratum, 2764 nucleotides long. The record is from the annotation of a GenBank genome assembly. NCBI's taxonomy places the organism in Eukaryota, Dinophyceae, Suessiales, Symbiodiniaceae.